Messenger RNA from Phycodurus eques (leafy seadragon), 1424 nucleotides. RefSeq lists its product as uncharacterized. The record is from RefSeq and is a predicted model, not a curated record. Lineage: Eukaryota; Metazoa; Chordata; Actinopteri; Syngnathiformes; Syngnathidae. The transcript is spliced from 6 exons. Bases 155 to 1162 code for a protein of 335 amino acids. Gene Ontology annotation, biological process: response to bacterium.
GGUGAAGAAGAAGAAGAAGAAUCACACAAAACAAUUGAAAUGUUGAAGAAAAAAAGAGAAUUUCAAACCAGCACAGACGACAUGUUUUUUUUCCACUGGAGGAGGCGUGUGUUUUGUCCUCACCCCCUUCUUUGUGACACGGUCGUUAGUCUCAAUGGAGAACGGGAUGUUCAAGCUCUGCGUGCUCUUAGUUGCUCUUUUUAGAGCCCAUGGUAGUGUGCUCUUCGCCAGCCUGGGCGAAAACGUGAGCCUCCCCUGCUUCUUCGCCCCCGGCGCCAAAUUUCUGUCUUGGUACAAGCAGGUUGCGGGCGACACCCCCCAAAUAGUGACCUCUUUCUACAGCUACGUGGAAAUCUCCCACAGGACCCAGAUAACGGCUGAUGUCAGCAAGCGAAUGGCGGUUGACUCCGGGGAAAACUUCUUGCAUCUGCACAUUUCCAAUGUGCGGCUCUCGGACACGGCCAUGUACUACUGUGGGCAGAGCGUCCUCAACGUCAUGAUCUUCGACCGUGGAAUCUUUCUGCUUGUGAGAGAAUCCGGCCGCCCGUCCGUUCUCCAGCGCCCGACGUCCAUCGCGGUGUCCCCGGGGGGCUCCGCCGCCCUGAACUGCACCACGCACCCCGGAAGCAGUGACGGGGGGCACGCCGUCUACUGGUUCCGGAAGGCCUCGGGAGACUCGCACUUGCUCCACGUGCACUCGGAGAACGGCAACGAGUGCGAGAAGACGACGGAGUCGGGUUGCGUUUACACGCUGUCCAGGCGAGCCGUCGCCCGCGCCGACGCCGGGACGUACUUCUGCGCCGUGGCCUCCUGCGGGGAGAUCGUGUUCGGAAAGGGGACGAGGCUGGAUAUCGGAGGUGAAAAGACACACACCUACAUCGUGUUGACGCAUUGUCUGCUCGCAUCUCUGCUCGUGUCCAUCGUGUUCAACGUCUUCCUUACAUGUCUCCUUCGCAAAAAGGGCCGCAGAGACGACCUUCCCUUGGGCGAGCCAACGCCGCAGCCGAACGCUCCAGAGGACAAUGCGGACGACGAGAGCGAGGAUGCCGCCGCUUUGCCGUACGUGGCGCUGGACUUCAAAAAGAGACAGUCCAACAACCGGAGACAUCGGUGCCCGGAGGACAGCGUUUACGCUGGACUGCGGCUCCAACAUGAGGACUGAGCUGCUAUGUUCAACCCCGCUAAUUGUUAACAAAUCCCUAACUGCUUCGAACUGCAAAAUGUCAGUCCCAUUAAAAGAAAAUAAAAAACUCAAAUGUUUGAAAUGAAAUCAAUAAAAAAAUAAAAAAUAAAAUAUGAUCUUAGGCUGCUAACAGUUAAAGUAACGUAAAGACAGAAGGGUUUCUUUUGAAGAGGAUUUCAUGUAUUUUUAGGAAAUGUGUUUCAUUUUUAAAUAAACAGUGGUUAAUGUGUUACACAUUGAA